Molecule: messenger RNA, 4259 nt
Organism: Pollicipes pollicipes
Lineage: Eukaryota; Metazoa; Arthropoda; Thecostraca; Pollicipedomorpha; Pollicipedidae
Product: rho GTPase-activating protein 26
Exons: 21
Coding region: 425-2845 (806 amino acids)
Biological process (GO): signal transduction
Cellular component (GO): cytoplasm
Molecular function (GO): GTPase activator activity; protein binding
Source: RefSeq, a predicted model, not a curated record
CAGUGGGCGCGCGAUAUCAUGCGUAGUGUGCAGCGUGGGCACGUGUGUGCAGCUGCAGUGGCCGUGAGAGUGUGUGCGUUUGCGAUGUUUGGUCGAAGUGGGAAUCGAGAUUAAUUUGCAUGAAGACAAUUGCCAGUUUGACUGUGCGUGGAUCUGUGCUGGUCGUGAUCCUCAAGACUUUGGAAAGAAAGCAUAUGGAAUAUUUGCUCUCCUGAAACACCAGAAGAUGAUGCAGUGUUGCUUUGGAUAGUUUAACAGCUGUAACAAAUGAGAAGAUAAAUUUAGCAGCCAUAACAUGCAUUUGAGGGAUCAUCAUUGCAUACAUCUUUUAUCAUAUUCCUGGUGGAAAAUGUCAGUCUUGCAAGAAAUGCUGCACAUGGGUAACGCCAGUCACUCAUAGUUCUCCUUAACACUUUCCAAGAUUAUGGGACGAAGCGGCCUGCUCCCACUGGAGCCCACAGAAUGUCUUUUGGAUAGUCCAUACUUUCGUGAAAAGCUCCAUGUAUAUGAAAAGGAGUUGGAGAAUACAAGUGCAUCAAUAAAAGUACUCACAAAGGAUAUUAAGGACCUUCUAGAUGCCACCAAACAGCUGUCACGCUGUCAGAGGACGUUUGCAGCCAGUCUGGAGAAGUUCCGCUUCAGCUACAUCGGCGGCGCCCAGACGGACGACGAGAUCGUCAUCUCGGGCUCGCUGAGGGAGUUCGGCCGACUCAUCAACCUGGUCGAGGACGAGCGGCAGCAUGUGCUGGACCACGGCUACAAGCAGAUCAUUGGCGCGCUGGAUACGUUCCGCCGCCAGCACAUCGGCGCCGCCAAGGAGGGCCGGAAAAAGUUCGAGAAGCAGAGCCACAAGUUCUGCUCCAGCCUGGAGCGGCACCUGAACCUGUCCACCAAGAAGCUGGAGGACCACACCCUGAAGGAGGCGGACGCGUCGCUGGAGCUGGACCAGCGCCAGUUUGACCAGGCCAGCCUCGACUACGUCUGCCUGCUCCAGGAGGUCCAGCAGCGCAAGAAGUUCGAGUUUGUCGAGACGCUGCUGAGUUUCAUGUACGGCUGGCUGACGUUCUACCACCAAGGACACGAUGUGGCCAGGGACUCGCAGCGCUGCAUGACGGAUCUGCAGAUUCGGCUUCAGAAGACCCGAGACGAGUUUAUCGCCACUCGUAACGAGGUUGAAUCGCUGAAGAAUCGGACGCUGGAAGUGCGACACACGAAGUCGCUAGAUGUUGGGAGCAUGGACAAGAUGUACACUAGACAGGGGUACCUGUACCUCAUGGAGAAAAAGGCGUUCGGCACCACGUGGACGAAACACUACUGCAUGUACGACAAGAAGUACCGGCAUUUCACGCUGAUCCCGUACAACCAGAUCACCGGAAAGCUGAGCUCGACGGACCAGAUGGUGGUCAGGUCUGUGCCGUCCCUGUUACAGAGCUCGACGGACCAGAUGGUGGUCAGGUCUGUGCCGUCCCUGUUACAGAGCUCGACGGACCAGAUGGUGGUUCAAAUGUACGCCCGGUACGGCGCAGAGCAGCGCGCCGACGAGACCAGCCUGGACGCGGCCGGCCUGUACUUCGUCACGCGCUGCCUCAGCCAGCUGGAGGAGCGCGGCCUGCUCGACCAGGGCCUGUACCGGGUGGUCGGCGUCAGCUCCAAGGUGAACCGGCUGGUGCAGCUGGGGCUGAGCCUGUCCAAGUUCGAGCAGGUGUCGCUGCAGAGCCCGCAGGAGUGGGAGAACAAGACGAUCACCAGCGCUGUCAAGACCUACUUCCGCAACCUGCCGGAGCCGCUCAUGACCUUCAAACUGCACUCGGAGUUCAUGAACGCCGCCAAAACGGAUAAGAAGGACGCCCGCGUGGCGAAGGUGCACAGCGUGGUCAACAAGCUACCGAAGUUGAACUUCCAGCUGCUCAAGAUCCUCAUAAAGCACCUGCAAAACGUGAGCAACAAGAGCGACCGCAAUCUGAUGUCGAUCAGCAACCUGGCCGUCUGCUUCGGACCGACGCUGCUGCGGCCCGAGGAGGACACCAUGGCCGCCAUCAUCGACAUCAAGUUCUGCAACACCGUGGUCGAGACGCUCGUGCUGAACUAUGACCUGAUAUUCGGCGGCGGCGCGCCUGGAGAGGCGCCAGAGCCGGAGCCGAACGGCCGGCCGGCGGCCAACGGUCCUUCCCCGGACCCCGAGCCGGACCCGGCACCGGCGCCCAGCUGCCAGCCGCCGGCCAAACCUCAGCUCUCGGCCUCCGCCAAGCUGCAGCGUCGCUCGCUCUCGCCGGAUCUGGGUCCGGCGGCCCGCUCCGUGCGGCUGGGGUCGGCGCGGCUCCGUGCGACCACCGCGCCGGCGCCGCUGGCGGCCGCCGAGCCGGGCAGCACGCGACCGCGGCCCAACCACGUCUCCAGCACGCUCGUGACGAGCGACCGGGACCCGUCGGAGGGCGGCAGCCCCGUCACAAACAGCAUGAGCAGCAGCAACGAGUCGCUGUCGUCGCGGUCGUCGCGGGACGGCUCGCGGCCGCAGCCGCCCGGCUCGGCCACCUCGUCGCCAUACGCCCGAGGGAAGCUGAGGGUCCGCUGUCCGCCCAGCUACCGGUCUCAGCCUGACCUGUCCGUGUCAGUGCCGGUCAGCUCGGGCCCGCCGCCCGGCCCGUCCCCGGCCGCCGGUCACGACCGCCUCAGGCGGGUGCGAACACUGUAUGCCUGCGUGGGAGAGAACGAGUCCGAGUUGUCUUUUGAGCCGAACCAAAUCAUAACAAAUGUCCGUCCGUCACGGGAGCCCGGCUGGCUGGAGGGUACGCUGAACGGCCUGCCCGGCCUGGUGCCCGACAACUACGUCGAGUUUUUGCCGUGAAGGUGCAGCGCCCGAACCUGUAGUUGCGCGGCGGUGCGUCGGCCGCGCCGGGCGCCGAGCGUCUGGUGGCGCGCUGCGGCCCGCCCAUCCCGCCGAGGGCGGCUAGUGUGAGCCGAGCUCGAGCACAGGGACAAGCAGCGGCUCCCGGCGCCCCCGUCGCCGACAGCGGCUGGGAGGCUGGCGCGUGAAACGACCGAGGCGCGAGAGCUAGCUGCGCGACCUCGAAACAUUCCGUGUCGGUCACCACGGCACCUCGGGACAUUCCAUCCGGCCACGGUGUGACUCCGAGCCAUUCCAUCCGGUCACGUGGGACCUGCCGACAUUCGGCCGCACGCGUUACGCCAUGACGCGUGCCGCGAGUUUAGCGGAUCGCCCCGGCCGGCGCGUGUUGCGACCUGUAACGCUGGUCCUUAUAUCCAUGGAACGCAACGCAGUCAUUCCAAAGGACCAUUUCUGCAAAGUGAGUUUGCAUAAUUGUCCUGUGCAUUUUUAGGGGGGAGCGACCCCAGCUCUAGAUAUUCCGUGCAGCAGCUGCCACGCCACAACCGUCUUAUGUUGAGUGGACAUGAAUUCAGCGCAGCGUUUAUAUGGGUGCAAUGUCUAUGUAUACACGCAAAGAUGUACAGAUACACUGUAUUUAUGGUAGCUUGUAUGCAUACUGUACAAAUGAUGCAUGUGCAUUGUGCAAAACUAAGAGCUCCGUGCCUUUGCAAGAUGUCGAAUAAAUCGAGCCCGGACCGGGAGUCAUGCAUUUGUUAUGCAGCAUGAAGAAAAUCUCAUCUCUCGUCUGGUCUCCUUGGCUACUCCGUCGGCUAGCCCCAGCAUUUUAUUGACACAAGCGACGCAGGGUAUACACCAUGACGUAGUUUCAUCCCACACCGGCACACAGUCGCGGAAGACAUCAGCUAAAUCCAUGAGCAGUCGAUCGACCGCGUUGCGUGUUCAGGAGCAACCCGAUAGUUUUCCCUACAUGCAUAUCACUUCAGUGAAGACAAGGGAUGCGGCGAGAACAGCACUGCCGCGGUGCAUAAGGUGGGCAUAGUUUGAGCUCCUCCAGCCCAGCGUCGAAUUCUAAUCAAAGGCAAGCUGCUGAAUACCCACCGGGAACUUGUAACAGUUGACGCUUUCUCCCCAAUCAACGAUGUAUUUCGUACUGUCACAAUCGACGCAAGAACACCAAUAAACAAAACCACCAGGUAUUUGAGGUACUGUGCAGCCCACACAGCUGCACAGCUUUGCCUAGUGCUCAAGUCAGUGAAGCCACUGACCAUUCCUAGCACAUCAAAAACAGUUUGUUGAACAAUCAGUGGUAAUAUCUAUGGUAUACUCAGUUUUGCAGGCACCAGAGCUGCAGCCCAAUUGCUAUUGCAGGUUUGUCAGGGCUGGUAGCCUCCUCAAGGUCACUGGAAAUCAG